This is a messenger RNA of Rattus norvegicus (Norway rat), 1012 nucleotides long. The record is from RefSeq and is a predicted model, not a curated record. NCBI's taxonomy places the organism in Eukaryota, Metazoa, Chordata, Mammalia, Rodentia, Muridae.
GGCUGAAUGUGUUUUGUUUUGCAUGUAGCCCUCUCUGCAGAGGGCCUGGCUUCACUCACACAAGCCUGGUAACAUCUGGGGAGGACUGUCACCUGGAGUUCCAGCCAUUACUCCCUCUUGCUCUCCUCCAGCCACAAGUGGUCUCAGAAGAUGCUAGAAUGUAGAGGAAACAGAAGAUGAACUGGCAGGUUUUGCCUGUGCGCCCCUUCUCAGAGGAUGAACAGAUCUUGUGCUAUGAAGUCCUGUGUGCUCAUCCUUCUCCUGGCCCUACUGUGUGCAGAAAGAGCUCAGGGGCUAAACUGCUACAAUUGCACGAUGAUCCCAUUUGGUAAUACCUGCUCAUCAACUGCUACCUGCCCCUACCCUGAUGGAGUCUGCACUAUUCAGGUGGCAGAAGUUGUUGUGAGCUCUGUAAGACUGAAAGUAAAGAGCAAUCUCUGCCUUCCCGGCUGCCCCAAGAGUCCUCAAACACCUGAGGUCCUCGGUACCGUUGUCCAUGUGAAUACUGACUGUUGCAAUACAGAUCUUUGCAACGCAGCAGGUCCCACUGGAGGCAGCACGUGGACCAUGGCAGGGGUGCUUCUGUUCAUCCUGGGCUCAGUCCUCCUGCAGACCUUGCUGUGAUGGACCCUCCAAGGCCCUGCCACCCUUGUCCUUUUAUCCUUAUGUGUAAUCACUCCUUCCUGGAGCCCUCUAGUGAUAAAUUCUGAGUAAUAAAAAUUCAGAGGGGGGAUUGAGUGUGGAACACCUUGUUGCAACUCUAUAGCCACUGCUGGAUAGGUUCCCCACUCCCCUCUCUAGGGCUUUCAGAUAUGUACUUCCUAGAAUGCCAUUGUGUUGUGGUUUGCUGCUCUUGGCCCUGGAGGCAGGGGACAGCACAGGGAAGAGGCAGAAACCCAAGGCACUGUGACACCACCUCCAUCCAUACAUAAAAAUCUGGGGUUCUGCAGGGUUCCCACACAUGCCUCUGAACAUCCCCCUAUUUGAGUCCAAUAAACUCUCUGUUCUCCCA